Molecule: messenger RNA, 1091 nt
Organism: Carlito syrichta (Philippine tarsier)
Lineage: Eukaryota; Metazoa; Chordata; Mammalia; Primates; Tarsiidae
Gene: TPD52L1
Product: tumor protein D52 like 1
Exons: 9
Coding region: 1-924 (307 amino acids)
Biological process (GO): positive regulation of apoptotic signaling pathway; positive regulation of MAP kinase activity
Cellular component (GO): cytoplasm
Source: RefSeq, a predicted model, not a curated record
AUGGGGGGAGAGAGAGAGAUGGGGGGGGUGUGGAGGAGGUGGCGAUUGAAAUUCACGACCCUCUGCGCCCGCCCUGAGAGAGAGACUGAGGUUGAGAUUCACGACCCUGUGCGCCCGCCCUCCGUGGGCCGAACGUCCCGAAGGAAAGCUGGCGAGCGGGAGUCACCCAACAGAAUAGGUUACAUCCAGCAAAGCAAGAAGACGUUCCAGGGAGUGGGCAGGAUGAAACACGCCAAGUGGGAUCGUGAGUGGUGCGCGUCAGGAGGAGGGCUGGAGACCAGUGUGGCGUGGGUUCCCAGGAGGACGGCAUUGCCAGGUUUACUGGAGACGGAACCAUUGAAGGGACGAGAUGAAGAUGGAGUAGCCGGUGCUGACUUCUCCAGCAUCCUCUCCGAGGAAGAAAAGGAGGAAUUAAAGGCAGAGUUAGUUCAGCUCGAAGACGAGAUUACAACACUGCGACAAGUGUUGUCAGCCAAAGAAAGGCAUCUGGUCGAGAUAAAACAAAAACUCGGCAUGAACCUGAUGAAUGAAUUAAAACAGAACUUCAGCAAAAGCUGGCACGACAUGCAAACUACUGCUGCCUACAAGAAAACACACGAAACCCUGAGCCAUGCAGGGCAGAAGGCAACUGCAGCUUUCAGCAACGUUGGGACGGCCAUCAGCAAGAAGUUUGGAGACAUGAGGUCGCACUCCAUCGGCUACUCCAUUCGCCAUUCCAUAAGUAUGCCUGCUAUGAGGAAUUCUCCUACUUUCAAAUCAUUUGAGGAGAGGGUUGAGACAACUGUCACAAGCCUCAAGACGAAAGUAGGUGGGACAAAUCCCAGCGGAGGCAGUUUUGAGGAGGUCCUCAGCUCCACAGCCCACGCCAGCGCCCAGAGCUCCGCGGGAGGCCCCCGGCGGGCCGAGGAGGAGCUGCAGUGCUAGGCCCCGCCCGUCUGCAGUUGCAUCCAGAAACCAGCCACUGCCCAGCCUGUCUCUGCCCAAGCCUUCCCAGACAUGAAGACCAAAAUCCCACGGGGGGGAAAACCCAGGCCUUGACAUUGUUGUGCAGAUGGCCUCUCCAGAAAGUUCAAUAAAAUGAUUUCCAUUUG